GUGCUUUUUUGAGGACCUGGGGUCUCCUAGCGCGCGACAAUGAAUGAGUGGGCACCCAUUGCAAAAGAAUAUGAUCCGCUCAAAGCAGGAAGCAUUGAUGGUACCGAUGAAGAACCGCAUGACCGAGCCAUUUGGAGGGCUAUGGUGGCCCGCUAUGUCCCCAACCAAGGCGUUGUGGGAGAUCCACACCUCACGCUCUUUGUUGCUAGACUCAGUCUCCAAACCACUGAGGACAAGUUGAAGGAAGUCUUUUCCAGAUACGGAGACAUCCGAAGGUUGCGUCUGGUGAGGGACUUGGUCACGGGUUUUUCUAAGGGCUAUGCGUUCAUUGAGUACAAAGACGAAAGGUCCCUGUUGAAAGCUCACAGAGAUGCCAACAAGCUCAUUAUUGACCAGCGUGAGAUAUAUGUAGAUUUUGAGCUGGAAAGGACCCUGAAAGGAUGGAUCCCGCGGCGGCUUGGGGGCGGCUUUGGGGGCAAAAAGGAGUCUGGGCAGCUGCGGUUUGGGGGCAGGGACAGACCUUUCCGGAAGCCCAUCAACUUGCCCGCUAUGAAAAGUGAUUUUUAUGGAGAAGGACUGGCAGAGAAAAGGGAGAGACCCUGGUCCAGGGAUUGGAAAACAAGGGAUCGAGGUCAGGAGAGGAAUAGAGAGCAGAGGUGGCCCGAAAGGGAGCGGAGUGAAAGCAAGAGGGACCGCGAGCGGCACUCCAGAGAGGAAAGAAGCUCUGGAAGAGAGGGAAGGGAUAGAGAGCGGAAAGACUGGAGCAGAGACCACACCUCCAAGAAACCAAGGGAUGAAGACCGACACUGAUGGAAAACUCCCAUCUUGUGCCGUGUGACUGCCGGACAACAGGUCAUGACAGGAAAUCCAGUUCCUGAACAUUUUGAACCAACACGUUCGUAUCCCAGCCACAUGGACUCUGCGAAAGCGCCUUGGUUUAGGACUGGGCUGUAGAACGUUCUCUUUCCUUGCUCAGCCACACUUCACCAUUUUUUGCAUAGUUGUCACAUUGUUUGGUGCCUGUGUGCUCACAAUGAAAAACAAUUCCGGUAUCCUAAAAGUGUGGUUCUUCUAGUGGUAGAAGGCGGCCCCAAAAGAGGCAGGCCCAAGCAGGCUGGCUGCUACUGUCUCUUCCCAGUGCUGUUACUCUUCAGGCAAUCUAGGGUAAGACCGCUGCAAGAAAAGGGAGGUUUUUUGGUAUUUUUGGUAUUUUUUAAUACCAAAAAGGGCGAGGGGCACAAAACUGUCCAUAUUUUCACCAUAGUAGCUGAUCAGGAGAAUUCUCCGCCCAUGUGAAGAUUUCACCAUUCAUCUUGUCUUGACCUGUGGCUUUGUUCACAGUGACCGUGUCAGAAAUGCCACCGCUAGUUAUUUUUGAACACAUUACUGGCCUUCAGCUAGGGUUUAAAUGUAUGUAUACAGCCUUUGUAGGUUGUGUGCACAUUAUUACAGAAUGGCUGUAACACAGUGAUGAGCUCACCGUACCAUUUUCAGGAUGGCGCAUUUUGUGGGAUGCUUCCUGGCUGUCGCAAGAUUGAAUGAGAGCAGAUAUUGGAGGCAAACCCCCCCAGUUCUUGGCUUUUUCUUAUUGGGCCAGGCUUACAGGCAUUCUGGGAACAAAGUUUUUGUGUUGCAAACAUACCUUUGUA
Messenger RNA from Eublepharis macularius, 1649 nucleotides. It is a transcript of the gene SNRNP35, whose product is annotated as small nuclear ribonucleoprotein U11/U12 subunit 35. Bases 40 to 810 code for a protein of 256 amino acids. Gene Ontology annotation, cellular component: precatalytic spliceosome; U12-type spliceosomal complex. Gene Ontology annotation, molecular function: snRNA binding; mRNA binding. Lineage: Eukaryota; Metazoa; Chordata; Lepidosauria; Squamata; Eublepharidae. The transcript is spliced from 2 exons. Gene Ontology annotation, biological process: mRNA splicing, via spliceosome. The record is from RefSeq and is a predicted model, not a curated record.